Messenger RNA from Malus domestica (apple), 1071 nucleotides. The record is from RefSeq and is a predicted model, not a curated record. NCBI's taxonomy places the organism in Eukaryota, Viridiplantae, Streptophyta, Magnoliopsida, Rosales, Rosaceae.
AUGGUGGUCAAGAAAGGUCAAUCAGCAACCCAUUUGGGCAAGGAUUCAAAGGUGGAAGUUUGCAGCAAUGAAGAUGGCUUCAAGGGCGCAUGGUUCCCCGCCAAAAUAAUCGACUCGAAACCACUGAUUCCGGCGACGAAGAAGAAAAGGAAGAGCUUUUCCGACGGCAGCAGCAACUCCUUCUCACCCACCAAGGCUGAGGUCCAGUACGAGACUCUGGUCUCUGACGUCGACCCGGACAAGCCCCUGACGGAGUUUGUCGAGUUGGGUCAAAUCCGGCCGGUGCCUCCGGACGACAAUGUCGACAGGCCCUUCGAGCCCGGCGACAAAGUCGACGCCUUUCACCUCGAUGCGUGGUGGCCCGGGGUUGUGAUCAAGCGCGAGGAGGAUGCGUACACGGUGGGGUUCAUGUACCCGCCUGAUCUGCUUGUGCUGCGGCGGUCAGAAUUGCGUUCUCACUGGGAUUUGGCGGACGGCGUUUGGGUCCGAGCCAAAAAGGAGAUGAUGAUGGUAUCAAAUUUCAGCCCUGGGACAGCAGUUGAAAUGAAUCCGGACGAAGAAAGACUAUUUUAUGCUUGGUUUCCAGCAAUUUAUCUUGGUCAACUGGGGAUCGACUCUUUCUUGCUUCAAUAUAAGAAAUCAAACAACAGCGAUGAUAAAAUUGUCGUACGUGGCCAUCAGAUUCGGCCUCAGCCUCCAAAUUCGACUGAAAGAGAUUUUAACUUGUUGGAUAAGGUGGAUGCAUUCCAUGGCAUGGGUUGGUGGGUCGGAGACAUUACAAAAGUUCUUAAAGGAAACAAGUAUGCGGUCACUUUAAGUUGCACGAGGCAGGAGAAGGAAUUCAGCCUUUCAGAAUUGAGGACUCACAUGGAUUGGACUGAUGGAGGAUGGGCUACUAUGAGCCAUGGAAAAUGGAUUACUGAAGUUCGGGAAUUUCACUUUAGAAGGGGGUCUGAAGCACAAUCAAAGCAUUCAUGUCAGAGUUCCAAACGUGAUUAUGAAUUACAAUCAUGUGAGAGUUACGGAAACUCUGAUGUAGGUACCACUUCGAAAGAAAACACCUUGUUCUAG